Molecule: messenger RNA, 909 nt
Organism: Clarias gariepinus (North African catfish)
Lineage: Eukaryota; Metazoa; Chordata; Actinopteri; Siluriformes; Clariidae
Gene: tmem81
Product: transmembrane protein 81
Exons: 2
Coding region: 100-864 (254 amino acids)
Source: RefSeq, a predicted model, not a curated record
UUUUUUGAUUCCAUCUUGAAAAAUUGAACAUAAAUAUUUUAGCAGUCGAAAGGUACUAACUUCAUCUAGCUCUAUCCGGUUGGUGCGGUCAUAUACAAUAUGUUCGGCUUUGCUCUGUUUUUGAUUCUGCUGCACUCCUGCAAUCAGUGUGAAGCUUUUAGAAGCAUUGAUAUAGAAGAUUUGGCUUCUAAUAACUCAUGGGUGAUCAGCUACAGUUCAAGCUGUAGCACCACCUGCGGCCUGGGCAUCCGUACACAGAGGCUCUGCCCUUGGGGGACCAGGGAGGAGACUAGUUCACCUGCAUGCAGAGUUCGUCAGGUGCAGUGUUUGGACAACUGGCAGUGUGGGCUGCAAACUCAAACAGCCAUCACAGGACAGUAUUUGGAGCUGGACUGUCUCGAGGAGGUCAUGGAAGCCAUGGGCCGCUUCUCGUUUGCAGUGUCGUGGCGCUACGCACGAGGGAUCAUCACCACCAAUAACCGCUUCUUUAUAAAGCAUGAUGUCCCAGGGCUGGACAAGAUCAUCUUGAAUCCGGUGAAGGAGGAUGAUGCUGGGACAUACCGCUGUGAUGUAUUGGACACGUCUCACCACAGGGUGAAGAGGAUGUAUAAAGGACUGAAGGUUCUAUCGGCACAUGUUCUGAACCUGAAAUUCGCCGAGGGUUUGUCCGAGUGGGAGAAAGCCGAGGUGAUGAAUGUAACUGUCGUCACUGGGAAACUGUAUCCAAGCAGCACCGUUCGUAAUAUGGUGCUGCACAGUUUGUCCAUAUCCAUCAUCGUGGCUGAGAUUGUCUUCCUUGGUCUGUUUGCUUUGUCUUACUGGAAAUGUUCAACAAGGAAAGACCCAAUUUCCCAUGAGAUUUAAGGAAAACCCUGAUGACUCAUUUGCUGUUUUUCAUCACUUCCCUCA